Molecule: messenger RNA, 1584 nt
Organism: Naegleria gruberi
Lineage: Eukaryota; Heterolobosea; Eutetramitea; Acrasida; Naegleriidae
Product: leucine rich repeat protein
Exons: 2
Coding region: 1-1584 (527 amino acids)
Biological process (GO): nucleocytoplasmic transport; activation of GTPase activity
Cellular component (GO): nucleus; cytosol; perinuclear region of cytoplasm
Molecular function (GO): small GTPase binding; GTPase activator activity
Source: RefSeq, a predicted model, not a curated record
AUGGACAAACACACAACACGAACACAACUUUCACAAAAAGAAGAAGAAACAAAUAAUUAUAAAUUUCCGAAUGACAUUAUUUAUGAAAUUAUGUCCUUCCUUGAUGAUUUUAAAUUUAUUGUCAUGAAUUGUGCAUUAGUGUCCAAACAGUGGUUCAAUGUUAUUUUAUCAACAUGUAAUCAUCUUAAUUUAAAUUGUAAACGUGGUGUUGAAAUGGGUGGCCAGUUUUUACAGAAUAUUGCAAUUCUUGAUGUUUGUGCCACGAAUGAUACUUGCAAAAAAUUAAUCUCGAUGAAAUCAUUAACUGAACUAAUAAUUAAAUGUGAUGAUGAAGGAUCAGCUAAAUUCAUAAGCGAAUUGAAACAAUUAACGAGGCUUACUAUUGAUGCCAGUCAUAUUCGUGAUGAGGGAGUUAGAUAUAUUAGUGAAUUGAAACAAUUGGCCUACCUUAGUGUUCAUAGCAAUGAUAUUUCUGAUGAUGGAGUUAAAUAUCUAAGAGAAUUGAAACAAUUGACCACUCUUAUUAUUUUUAGCAAUCGUGUUGGUAGUGAAGGAUGUAAAUGUAUUAGUGAAUUGAAACAAUUGACCUCUCUUUGUAUUGAUGAUAAUCAUAUUAAUGAUGAAGGAGCAAACAAUCGUGUUGGUAGUGAAGGAUGUAAAUGUAUUAGUGAAUUGAAACAAUUGACCUCUCUUUGUAUUGAUGAUAAUCAUAUUAAUGAUGAAGGAGCAAAGUAUUUAAGUGAAUUAGCACAAUUAACAUAUCUUGAUAUUUCAAGCAAUGGGCUUGGUAAUGAAGGAACUAAAUACAUUAGCACAUUGAAUCAAUUGGAAAAACUUAAUAUUUCCCAAAAUUAUAUUGGUGAUGAAGGACUCGAAUAUUUUGGUAAAUUGUCACAAUUGACAAGUCUUGAACUUUCUAACAAUAAGAUUGGUACUGAAGGAGCUAAAUAUUUAAGUGAAUUGAAACAAUUAACCCAACUUGAUAUUGAAUAUAAUAAGAUUGGUGAUAAGGGGGCAAUGUAUUUUGGAGAAUUGAAACAAUUGGUCAAUCUAAUAAUUAAUAACAAUAGGAUUGGUAAUGAUGGAGUUAAAUAUAUUGGUGAAUUAAAACAAUUAAUCUAUCUUGAUAUUUCUGAGAAUCGCAUUGGCAAUGAAGGAAUUAAAUAUAUUGGUGAAUUGAAACAAUUAACCGAUGUUAAUAUUUCUGAGAAUCGCAUUGGUAAUGAAGGAGCUAAAUAUAUUGGUCAAUUAUCACAAUUGACAAGUCUUUAUUUAUCUAACAAUAAUAUUGGUAAUGAAGGAGCUAAAUAUAUAAGUGAAUUGAAGGAAUUGAUCUAUCUUUAUAUGAAUAACAAUAAGAUUCGUAAUGAGGGAGCUAAAUACAUAAGUGAAAUGAAACAAGUAACCCAACUUGAUAUUGGCAACAAUUAUAUUGGCGAAGAAGGAAUAAAAUACAUAAGUGAAAUGAAACAAUUAAUACAUCUUGAAAAAUACCAAUAUAAUGAAGAAAUGUACAAUGAAAAUGAAGAGGAGUAUAAUGAAAAUGAAGAAGAAUACACUGACAAUGAGGAGGAGGAGUACUAA